Messenger RNA from Theobroma cacao (cacao), 1425 nucleotides. RefSeq names its product sufE-like protein 1, chloroplastic/mitochondrial. NCBI's taxonomy places the organism in Eukaryota, Viridiplantae, Streptophyta, Magnoliopsida, Malvales, Malvaceae. Gene Ontology annotation, cellular component: chloroplast. The record is from RefSeq and is a predicted model, not a curated record. Gene Ontology annotation, biological process: iron-sulfur cluster assembly.
AAUUUGGGUGGUGUGGAAAACUUUUAAAGGAGGGAGAAACGGUGCGUUUCGGUUAUAAUAAAGGAUGAAACUUUGGUAUGGUGGUUGCUCUGUAUCUCGAAUCCUCUGCUUCCAAGCAUCAAAAAUGUCAUCAUGUUCCUUCUGUUCCGCUCGCUUUUUCACUUCCAAAUUGCCAAUCUAUUUCCACCCAACAAAGCCCUUCCUUUCCCCUUCUAAACCCUCCAAUUUUUCCUUCUUUUACAACAGAUCCAUCUCUUUCCAGAAGAUUCCUACUAAAACACCACCACCGCUCCAAUCAUCCUCAUCAAGCUCCACCCAACUCCAACCCAUGGAGGAACUCCCUCCUAAGCUGCAAGAAAUCGUCAAGCUUUUCCAGUCUGUCGAAGAACCCAAGGCCAAGUACGAGCAGCUCAUGUUUUAUGGCAGAAACUUGAAACCCCUCGAUACCCGAUUCAAAACUAGAGAGAACAAAGUUGAGGGUUGUGUUUCGCAGGUUUGGGUUAGGGCUUAUCUGGAUGAAGACAAGAAUGUUGUCUACGAAGCUGAUUCUGAUUCUGUUUUAACCAAAGGACUUGCUGCUUUGCUUGUAAAUGGAUUGUCCGGAAGGCCUGUCCAGGAAAUUUUGAGAGUUUCUCCUGAUUUUGCUGUGCUUCUUGGGCUGCAACAGAGCUUGACACCUUCCAGGAAUAAUGGGUUUUUGAACAUGUUGAAGCUGAUGCAAAGGAAGGGUCUUGAGUUGCUCAUUGAAGCUGAGAAGGGUAGUGGAUCUUCCAGUAGUGGUCAGGUUGUGAGUGAUGGAUUGAGUUCUCAAGCGGGUAGCAGUGAAAAACCUGUUGAUAACUCAAUCUCGGAUUCAAAAGUUGAUGAGAAUUUAGGCGUUGGAUCGAGUUCUCUAAAGGGUGGUGAAGAAAGUUCAAGUGGCUUGGGAAGUAGAGGAAUGAGGAUAAGGGAGAAGCUGAAGAGGGAGCUUAGUCCUGUUGUAUUGGAAGUGGAGGAUGUUUCUUAUCAGCAUGCUGGACAUGCUGGUGUGAGGGGUAGUGAUGGGGAAACGCAUUUUAAUUUGAGAAUUGUGUCAAAGGAAUUUGAAGGGACGAGUUUGGUUAAAAGGCAUAGGCUAAUUUAUGGUUUGUUGGAUGAAGAGUUGCAGAGUGGAUUGCACGCCUUGUCUAUCGUGGCAAAGACACCAUCUGAAGUUGAAGCAAAAUGAACAGAUGUCAUGACUAGUGGAAAAAUAGGUUCUUUUCUUGUACUGUUUGAUGCUUUGAAUUUAAGAUGAUGCUCUCUACUUUUGUAGGUUUUGAAAAGGUGUUAAAUUGAGGAAUUGGGACUAUUGUACCUUGGAUUUUUGUUGACAAUUCAUAAAUCAGUUAUAUGCUGCUCGAAUUUUUGAAUAAAUAAGUGCCUAUGUGGUUCUUUUACUAUGAA